UUCGUGUGUAGUGCAAAUAGUGUCCGGCAAAAUUUUUUCAGAUUACAGGAGAGCAAAUUUGCUUGUUCAAAAUAUAAAACUAAUAUCAGAGUAUAUAAUUUUGAACCAAUAAGUGUUGCGAAACGCCACCAAGAAACUUUUCCGCUAAUAAUUCCGUUGCGAUUAUUACGUAGAGAACCAAGAAUGGCAAAGUUAGCUAAAGCGAUUGAGGGACAAAAAUCACUGGACAAUGGUAAUGAGGAAGGAGUUGUGUCUUCGUCAAGCGGAUUUUUGAGUGGUGAAGAAGAUGUCGUAAUUCCAACUAAGGGUAAAGGACGCGGCCGUAAAGCCAAAAAAGAGGCGAUUAAAGAAGUAGACACCAUACCGCCAGAAAAUGCAGAAAAAAUUGUAAAAGCGGUUGGCACCGGCAGAGGACGCAAAAAGUUAUCAAAUGAUGAGGAAAUAGCAAAUGCUAUAAAUUCCUUAGACAAUGAGGUGAAAGUUCAGAAAAAACCAGCUGCAGCAGCUAAAGGUCGUGGCAAAAAAGCUGCUACUGAGGAGCCCGCACAAGUGGUGGAAAAUAUUAGUACAGAAACUGUGGAAGUUGUAGCACCAGCCAAAAGGGGACGGAAAGCGGCACCAACAAAAGUUGUGGAAACGUCUAAUGAAAAUAAGGCAGAAAUCAACGUAGCGUCGGCACCGAAAGGAAGAGGAAAAGGGAAAAAAGUUACUGCUGUAGAUAAUAAAGAACCCACAGCAGUCCAGCCAAUUGCUGAUGGGACCAACACCAAACAAAAAAGGCAAAAAAAAUCAACCGAUGAAAUUCCAAAAGAUGAAGUUGCCGAAACAGUAGAGAUAGUAAAAGAGGAUAAAAAGAAAAAAGUCACCAAAAGCACCAAAGUCAAAGCAGAACCAAUUGAAUCAACCAACGUAGUAGAACCAGAACCAAUUGUGGAUGUAAAGAAAACCAAGGCAAAGGGCAGACAACAAAAAAAGGAGGAAAUUGUAUCAAAUAAUGAACCAGAACCAAUUGUGGAAAAAGUAAAAUCAAGGGGCAGACAGCAAAAACAAGAGCAAAAUGAGGUAGUGGUUAAAGAUUUAUUGGAAAAAUCGACAGAGAAAACUUCAGUUAAAAAAACAGCCAGUAAACGCAAGGCCACAAACAAGGAACCAGUUGCAGACAGUUUAAUUGGAAACAAUGCAGAAGAAUUGAACGAAGAGAAGAAAGAGGAGGAUUCCAAACCCACCGCUAAUAAAAUCUCAAAAAAAGAACCCAAGGAAAAGAAACCAGCAAAGGAAACCAAAGCAAGAGCUGCCAAAACCCAGAAAAACGUCGCCGAGGAAGCAUUAGAAAAUGAUAUCACAGAAGAGGACAAUAAACCCAAAGGUCGAAAGAGGGUUGCUGCCGUUGCUGACGAUGAUGAGGUCGAUGGAGCUAAGCCUGCAAAAGCAAAAAAGGCUAAAGCACCUUUAAUGAAUGCAACUGCCACUAAAUAUAAUAAGGAAGACUUCAUUUUGCCACCAAAAGAAGAUGGAGUAGAACGCUUCAAUUUGAAAAUAUCCAGUUGGAAUGUGGCUGGAUUACGUUCAUGGUUAAAUAAAGAUGGCUUACGCUACUUGGAUUACGAAUCACCAGACAUUUUUUGCUUGCAGGAAAUUAAAUGCACCAUAGACCAACUGCCGGAGGAGGUUGCCCGUAUACCAGGCUAUCAUCCCUAUUGGCUUUGCAUGCCGGGAGGAUAUGCUGGCGUUGCUAUAUACUCGAAGAUUAUGCCCAUUAAUGUGGUAUAUGGCAUUGACAAUGAAGAGUUUGACGGAGCUGGUCGUAUGAUUACAGCUGAGUAUGAGAAAUUCUUUCUGAUCAAUGUUUAUGUGCCAAAUUCUGGACGAAAGCUGGUAAAUUUGGAGGCACGUAUGCGCUGGGAAAAGCUAUUUCAAGAGUACGUGAAACGAUUGGAUGCCAUAAAGCCGGUUGUCAUUUGUGGUGAUAUGAACGUGUCACAUCAGGCCAUCGAUUUGGCAAAUCCAAAAACCAAUACACGUAGUGCCGGUUUUACACAGGAGGAACGCGACAAAAUGACUGAAUUAUUAGCUCUUGGCUUUGUCGAUACAUUUAGACACUUUUAUCCAGAUCGCAUAGGUGCUUACACAUAUUGGACAUACAUGGCAAAUGCACGUUCGCGAAACGUUGGCUGGCGUUUGGAUUAUUAUAUUGUUUCUGAACGUUUCACCAAGCGAGUAGUGGACAACUGUAUCCGUGCACAGGUAAAGGGCAGCGACCACUGUCCAAUCACACUGUUUUUGAAAAUUUAAAUCGGACAUUCCUAAUAUUUUUUGUAAUCGUUGAGUUGUUUGUCGACUUUCAUAUAUUUUAAUAUUUAUGUUUGUUUCUUGUCGUUUCUUAAUCGUAAAAUGUCACAUCAUCAGUGCACAUCACGCACACAUCAUUUUAUAUUACUUAAAUGUAAAAUCAAUCAUAUUUAAUGUAAUUUUUUUGGUAUUAUUAUUUAUUUCAAUGAACUUUUCUAAACUGAAUCGCAAAUUAUGCGUUCCUAUUAUUAAAUGGUUUAGGUAUUGUCAAUUUGUGUAUUUUCGCAAAACAGAACAAUAAUUAUUACUGGAAAGCAUACCUAAAGAGAAAUAAUAAAUUUAACUAAUAAGAAAUUUGGUUUUUUGUGAAAA
Bactrocera tryoni is the source of this 2661-nucleotide messenger RNA. RefSeq names its product recombination repair protein 1 (gene Rrp1). Gene Ontology annotation, cellular component: nucleus. Gene Ontology annotation, biological process: base-excision repair. Bases 184 to 2292 code for a protein of 702 amino acids. The record is from RefSeq and is a predicted model, not a curated record. The transcript has 6 exons. Lineage: Eukaryota; Metazoa; Arthropoda; Insecta; Diptera; Tephritidae. Gene Ontology annotation, molecular function: DNA-(apurinic or apyrimidinic site) endonuclease activity; double-stranded DNA 3'-5' DNA exonuclease activity; phosphoric diester hydrolase activity.